Molecule: messenger RNA, 1125 nt
Organism: Rhopalosiphum maidis (corn leaf aphid)
Lineage: Eukaryota; Metazoa; Arthropoda; Insecta; Hemiptera; Aphididae
Product: pathogenesis-related protein 5-like
Exons: 2
Coding region: 90-833 (247 amino acids)
Source: RefSeq, a predicted model, not a curated record
UAUAAUAUGCGACAGCAUUGCCAUUUCAGCUUGCGAGUUCUAUCGUAUGCUGCUAUACCUAUUAGAAUCCCCCAGACUCAACUUUCAAGAUGGAGUUUAAAUUUAUAUUGUUUUUUGUUCAAACAGCUGCCGUCGCUAUGGCACACGUGAUUACAAUAAAAAACAACUGUCCGUUUACUGUAUGGCCCGGCAUACAAGGCAACCCGGGACACGAACAUCUUGGAAACGGCGGAUUUUCGUUGGGCUCCCAUAAAGCCCGUACGUUUAACACGCCUCAAAAUUGGGCGGGCAGGAUUUGGGCCAGGACCAGAUGUAACGGUCAAGGAAAAUGCGAAACAGGCGAUUGCGGGAACAAACUCCAGUGCAAUGGUGCCGGGGGCGUGCCGCCCGUGUCCCUAGCUGAAAUGACGUUCAUCGGUGCCGGCGGAUUGGACUUCUACGACGUGUCGUUGGUAGACGGUUACAACCUGCCAAUCAGAAUGUUGCCGACCACGCACUUCACAAGCAGUAAAAAAGGUAAGUACGACUGCAAGGCGGCCGGCUGUGUGUCCGAUCUGAACAGCAAAUGUCCGUCUGAGCUGGCAGUUAGAAGCGGCUCCAGUGUGGUGGCGUGCAUGAGCGCCUGUGCGAAGUUCAACACAGACACUUACUGCUGCCGAGGCGCCCACAAAACCCCGGCAACUUGUAAGAGCAGUUCGUGGCCCAAAAACUAUCCCGCGUAUUUCAAGGCAGCCUGUCCGGAUGCUUACAGUUACGCGUACGACGACACGACCAGCACUUUUACGUGUCGCGGCAAACCGUCUACCAAUUAUGAUGUCAUAUUUUGCCCUUAAGUCAUCAGCUUGUUUAUUUUGUAUUCAUGUAGUUACAGGGGCGGAUAGGCUUAUCGGGAAAUCAGGAUUUUCUUGGUGGGCCCUGUCCGUACCAAACUACGAGGCUCCAGUCUCAGCACGGUAUUUUUAUUUUAUGUUUUAAAUGUUAUUAAUAAUAUAAUAAUAAUAUCAAACUAUAUACAAUUUGGAAACAGUUUAUUAAGUUUAUUUUAUUAAUAGGUAUUUGGUUAAUUAAAAAUGAAAUAAAUACUUUUGCGUUUACGUUAAUAAUACAUGACAAUAUGACAUUGUA